Sebastes umbrosus (honeycomb rockfish) is the source of this 1216-nucleotide messenger RNA. It is a transcript of the gene xrcc3, whose product is annotated as X-ray repair complementing defective repair in Chinese hamster cells 3. Gene Ontology annotation, cellular component: replication fork; Rad51C-XRCC3 complex. The record is from RefSeq and is a predicted model, not a curated record. Bases 64 to 1143 code for a protein of 359 amino acids. The transcript is spliced from 8 exons. Gene Ontology annotation, molecular function: four-way junction DNA binding; ATP binding; ATP-dependent DNA damage sensor activity. NCBI's taxonomy places the organism in Eukaryota, Metazoa, Chordata, Actinopteri, Perciformes, Sebastidae. Gene Ontology annotation, biological process: resolution of mitotic recombination intermediates; telomere maintenance via recombination; double-strand break repair via synthesis-dependent strand annealing.
AGUUUGGCGGUUAGAAACACCCUGGAGCCGUUACUUCACCGCUGCGAUGUCCUCAGCGGGGAGAUGGACUGGGACCAGCUGGAGCUCAACCCGAGGAUCAUAACAGCCGUGAGGAGAGCUAAACUGAAGUCCGUCAGGGACGUGUUGUGUCUUUCUGGUCCGGACCUGCAGAGACUCACCGGUCUGUCCCGCUCUGAUGUCCAGCAGCUGCUCACCGCCGCCGCCACCAUCUGCAGACGACACCCUCCAAUCCCAGCCCUCCAGCUCCAUCGUGAAGAGUGUCGCAGGUUCGAGUCCGGCCCCAGACUCAGCGUUGGAUGUCCCAUACUGGAUGAGCUGCUGAGGGGGGGUCUACCCGUGGGGGGCAUCACCGAGCUGUCAGGAGAGAGCGGAGCGGGAAAGACUCAGCUGGCUCUGCAGCUCUGCCUGUCUGUACAGUACCCAACACAGUACAGAGGACUGAACUCAGGAGCGGUGUACAUCUGCACCGAGGACUCGUUUCCCAUCAAACGACUGCAGCAGCUGAUCAGAGAUCAGUCCUGUCUGCGCUCUGACGUCCCUCCAUCACUGAUCAGCAGCCUACAGUUCAGUGACCACAUCUACAUCGAACACGCCGCUGACCUGGACUCCCUGCAAGCGUGUCUGUCUCGCCGCGUCCCCCUGCUGCUCGCUCGGGGUCUGGUCCGGCUCCUGGUGGUGGACUCGGUGGCAGCUCUGUUCAGGUGUGAGUUCCAGGCUUCUGAUUGGCUGGAGAGGACCAAACAGCUGCUCAGCUUCUCCUCCAAACUGCACCAGCUGAGCCUGGAGUUCACCACACCUGUCCUCUGUAUCAACCAGGUGACGGAUGUUUUCAGCAGCUCAGAUGACACUUUGGGCCCACUGUCCUCCAACGUGUCGCCGGCUCUCGGGUUAGCCUGGGCCAAUCAGGUGAUGGUCCGGCUGAUGAUGCGGCGUCUCCAGGGAACUGUUGCCCAUGGCGACCAGAGCAGCGCCCUCCGCAGGCUGGAAGUGGUGUUCGCUCCUCACCUGGCCCGAAACGGGCGAGACGUCGCCAUCUGGAGGGAGGGAGUCCGAGGAGUGACGAGCUCUGACGGAGAAACAAAACACACAGAUGUAUAUAAUGAAGUGUGUGAGAGACAUUAAAGUAUGUAAACUGUAUACAUAAUACAACUCUCCCAUUUAAAUGUAUAUAAAACACACAGAUGUAUAUAAUGAA